UACGGAGUUUCGAGAAGCAGCCACGACACCAAUUUUGUCUAUGCGGAUAAAAUAGCAGACACGUCCCCUUCAUUCUCCCCUCUUUUGCAUGUUCACUCCGCCAAUAAACAACACACUCACCGAGUAAUGAAUCGACCAACCUUUUAAUUUCCAAAUCACAGACAUUGUAAUACUGCAAAAAAAGAAAAAAGAAGAGAAAUCUCAAACAACGAUGCGAUUCUUAUCGCGGAGAUUUGGGACUGUUACUGCUAAUGGAGAUGGAGGGAUUUCGAUGUUAGGUUUAGGCAAAAGAGGUAUUGCAACGAGCUGUAGAGCUGUGUUGUGUCCGCGAUUUGGUGGGCCCGAGGUGCUUGAGUUUCAUCAAAAUGUAGCUGUUCCUGAUCUAAAACCCAAUCAAGUGCUUGUUCGUGCUCGUGCUGUCUCCAUCAAUCCCCUUGAUACCAGAAUGCGAGCAGGAUAUGGACGUUCAAUUUUCGAGCCACUUUUGCCAUUGAUUUUGGGCCGAGAUAUAAGUGGUGAAGUGGCAGCUGUUGGAAAUUCUGUUAAGUCGCUUACCGUUGGGCAGGAGGUAUUCGGUGCUCUGCACCCAACCGCUGUGAGGGGUACUUAUACUGACUACGCUAUUCUUGCAGAAGAUGAACUUGCUCCGAAGCCAGAAUCACUUUCACAUGUGGAAGCCAGUGCCAUCCCAUUUGCUGCCCUAACUGCUUGGCGUGCGCUAAAAAGUACUGCCAGAAUAAAAGACGGGCAUAGGGUAUUGGUCAUAGGUGGAGGAGGAGCAGUAGGUUUCUCUGCAAUUCAGCUUGCAGUUGCUGCAGGCUGCCAUGUCUCUUCAACAUGCGGAGAAAGUAUAAGUAUAAGUCGUAUUUUGGCAGUCGGUGCGGAGCAGGCUGUUGACUAUACCACUGAGGAUUGUGAAAUAGCACUUAAGGGGCAUUUUGAUGCUGUCUUGGAUACAAUUGGUGUGCCAGAGACGGAGAGAAUAGGUAUAAAUCUUUUAAAGAGAGGAGGACACUACAUGACGUUACAGGGGGAAGCUGCUUCAUUCACUGAUAGGUACGGACUGGCUAUUGGUCUUCCUCUAGCAACAGCCAUCUUGCUGAAGAAGCAAAUCCAAUACCGAUAUUCUCAUGGAAUAGAAUAUUGGUGGAAUUAUAUGAGGGCUGAUGCUGAGGGUUUACAUGAGAUCCGUCGGUUAUCUGAGGCUGGGAAGCUAAGAAUCCCAGUAGAUAAAACUUUUCCACUUUCGCAGGCCAGAGAGGCACACGAGGCGAAGGAAAGGCGACAAAUUCCUGGCAAAGUUGUGCUGGAAAUCGACUGAUUUAAUUUGACGAGAUAACCAACGGUCUGAGGAUGCAGUGCAAGGCUUUAAUGUCCCAUGCAGUCUGAUAUUGCACUCAUCAUUGGAUGCCAUAUAUAUUAUAUGUGUUCUCCUUGGCAGGAAAACCAGAAGCAUUUAUACUUUGUUGGAAUAUAUAGGAUAGGAAGCUGCCAAGGGAAAUGUGCAACCUGUAAAUUCUCGGGACAUUCUCAAAUUUUGUUCUUUUCAAGUAUUUGUCAUUGUUUCUAUGUCACAUCUUUUAAUUAGGUACUCACGUUGAAUGUCUUAGGGAGCCUCCUCUGACUUCCAGUGCUAGUGCCAAUGAGAUGCUUCGCCAAUGGCCAUAAUAAGUCUUAGGGGCUGUAUGUUUCUUUCCCCCUUUUUUAGAAACAAAGAAUAUUAUGACAUCUGAUUUGAAUACUACGACAUCUGAGAUGUUUCGCCAAUGGCCAUAAUGUUUUAGAUAUUGCUUUUAAAUGUGAAUAUUGGUGAAUUUUAGAGUG
This is a messenger RNA of Nicotiana attenuata, 1824 nucleotides long. Its product is annotated as reticulon-4-interacting protein 1, mitochondrial. The transcript has 7 exons. Gene Ontology annotation, molecular function: oxidoreductase activity. Bases 212 to 1321 code for a protein of 369 amino acids. The record is from RefSeq and is a predicted model, not a curated record. Lineage: Eukaryota; Viridiplantae; Streptophyta; Magnoliopsida; Solanales; Solanaceae.